Physeter macrocephalus (sperm whale) is the source of this 2110-nucleotide messenger RNA. RefSeq names its product proprotein convertase subtilisin/kexin type 9 (gene PCSK9). Bases 48 to 1937 code for a protein of 629 amino acids. Lineage: Eukaryota; Metazoa; Chordata; Mammalia; Artiodactyla; Physeteridae. Gene Ontology annotation, biological process: proteolysis. The transcript has 11 exons. Gene Ontology annotation, molecular function: serine-type endopeptidase activity. The record is from RefSeq and is a predicted model, not a curated record.
UCCUCCUCGCUGGGGGCCAGGACGCCUGGAGGUUGCCAGGCACCUACAUGGUGGUGCUGAAGGAAGAGACCCACCGCUCGCAGACGGAGCGCACCGCCCGCCGCCUGCAGGCCCAGGCCGCCCGCCGCGGCUACCUCACCAAGAUCCUGCACGUCUUCCACGACCUUCUCCCCGGCUUCCUGGUGAAGAUGAGCCGUGACCUGCUGGAGCUGGCCCUGACCCUGCCCCACGUCCAGUACAUCGAGGAGGACUCCUUCGUCUUUGCCCAGAGUAUCCCGUGGAACUUAGAGCGGAUUCUCCCUGCGCGGCGCCAGGCGGAUGAACACCACGCUCCUACUGGAGGUGGCCUGGUGGAGGUAUAUCUCUUGGACACCAGUAUCCAAAGCGGCCACCGGGAAAUUGAGGGCAGGGUGGUCGUCACUGACUUCGAGAACGUGCCCGAGGAGGAUGGGACACGCUUCCACAGACAGGCGAACAAGUGCGACAGCCAUGGCACCCACUUGGCAGGGGUGGUCAGUGGCCGGGAUGCCGGCGUGGCCAAGGGCGCCAGCCUGCGCAGCCUGCGUGUGCUCAACUGCCAAGGGAAGGGCGUGGUGAGCAGCACACUCACAGGCCUGGAGUUUAUUCGGAAAAGCCAGCUGGCCCAGCCGGCGGGGCGGUUGGUAGUGCUGCUGCCCCUGGCGGGUGGGUACAGCCCGGCCCUCAACGCCGCCUGCCAGCACCUGGCCGGGACGGGGGCUGUGCUGGUGGCCGCUGCCGGCAACUUCAGGGAUGAUGCCUGUCUCUAUUCCCCGGCCUCAGCUCCCGAGGUCAUUACUGUUGGGGCCACCAAUGCCCAGGACCAGCCGGUGACCCUGGGGGUCCUGGGGACCAACUUUGGCCGCUGCGUGGACCUCUUUGCCCCAGGGGACGACAUCAUUGGUGCCUCCAGUGACUGCAGCACCUGCUUCACAUCACAGAGUGGGACGUCACAGGCUGCCGCCCAUGUGGCUGGCAUUGUGGCUAGGAUGCUGACUGCUGAGCCGGAGCUCACCCUGGCUGAGCUGAGGCAGAGGCUGAUCCGUUUCUCUGCCAAAGACGUGAUCAAUGAGGCCUGGUUCCCCGAGGACCAGCGGGUGCUGACCCCCAACCUGGUGGCUACACUACCCCCCAGCACCUAUGGAGCAGGUGGGCGGCUGUUCUGCAGGACCGUGUGGUCGGCGCACUCGGGGCCCACGCGGAUGGCCACGGCCGAGGCCCGCUGCGCCGCCCCCGAGGAGCUGCUGGGCUGCUCUAGCUUCUCCAGGAGCGGGAAGCGGCGGGGCGAGCGCAUUGAGCCUUUUCUAAAGCAGGUUCCCGUUUCUGUCUUUGGCUCUCAGGCCCGAGGGGGCAGGCGCGUCUGCCUGGCCCACAACGCGUUUGGGGGUGAGGGUGUCUACGCCGUUGCCAGGUGCUGCCUGCUGCCCCGGGCCAACUGCCGUGUCCACAUGGCUCCGCCAGCUGGGGCCGGAGUGCAGACCCAGGCCCGCUGCCCCCAGCGGGGCCACGUCCUCACAGGCUGCAGCUCCCACUGGGAGGUGGAGGACCUUGACACCCCCAAGCGGCCUGUGCUGAGGCCACGGGGUCAGCCUGACCAGUGUGUGGGCCACAAGGAGGCCAGCAUCCACGCUUCCUGCUGUCACGCGCCGGGUCUGGAGUGCAAAGUCAGGGAGCACGGGAUCCCGGGCCCUGCAGAGAAGGUCACCGUGGCCUGCGAGGGAGGCUGGACGCUGACCGGCUGCGGGACCCUCCCCGGAGCCUGCCCCACCCUGGGGGCCUACGCGGUGGACAACACGUGUGUGGUGAGGGGCCGGGACAUCGGAGCAGGAGGCAGGACGGGCGAGGAGGCCGCCGUGGCCGUCGCCAUCUGCUGCCGGAGCCGGCCCUCAGGGGAGCAGGCCUCCCAGGAGGCCCAGUGACCGCCCUGCCCAGGACGCAUGCAUGGGGAAGGGGCCAGGGCCUGGGGGCCGUGGUCUCGGGCCUCGGCUGAGCUUUGAAGUGGUUCCUCCUUCCCCCUUCUUCAGCCUGGACCCCAGGGAAGAGGAUACCUCUUGCUUCUGGAGCUCUCGCGCUGGCACUCGGGGUUUGCCGG